This is a messenger RNA of Oryza brachyantha (malo sina), 2850 nucleotides long. RefSeq lists its product as uncharacterized. Lineage: Eukaryota; Viridiplantae; Streptophyta; Magnoliopsida; Poales; Poaceae. The record is from RefSeq and is a predicted model, not a curated record. The transcript is spliced from 4 exons. The coding region runs from base 1 to 2583 and encodes 860 amino acids.
AUGCACCUCGACGCCCGGGACCGCAGGCUCGUGGCCGCGCUCGCCGAGAACGAGGCCCUGCUGAGCAGGUACGGCGCGCUCCUCGACGCGCAGCGCCCGCGCCCGCGCCCGACGCCGCGGGAGGAGGCCGCCGAGGAGAAGCCGCGCCACGGGAUCGCCACGACCCCGACCCAGCUGGUAGUGCCGGCACGGCGGGACGAGCCGGGAGCCGAGGAACCAGAGGAAGGGGAAGUGGGCUUUUUGGCUGCCACGGCCAACGACGGUUCGCUCCGCGCCUCCCCUCCCCGGUCGGCGAUGGGCACCGGCGGCUUCGACCCCGUCGCCCGCGAGUCCGACCUCGCCCGCCUCCCCGGCCCGAAGCUCGUCGAACACCUCUGCACCACCCACCGCCGGGCCGACUACGAGGCGGUCGCGCGCGUGCUCGGCGACCGGGACCGCAGGCUCGAGGCCGCGCUCGCCGAGAACGAAGGCCUGCGGAGGAAGUGCGACGCGCUGCUAGGCCUGGGCGGCGCGCAGGCGCAGCCCCGGCCGCGGGAGGAGGCCGAGGAGGAGCCCGCCCCGGCCCCGCCACCACGGCGGGACGGGCGUGGAGUCGAGGGGGCAGGGGAAGUGGAGGUGAAAGGCGCCAACUUUAUUGACCUCUGCGACGACGACGACGACGAAGACGACGAGGAGGCCGGCGACGAGGUGGAGGCGGGCCGCGGCGCUGGUUCGAGGGUUCCGAUCAUGGAGGCAUGCGAAGACGCGGAGGUGGACGAGGACGACGACGUGCCGCUGAGCCAGCUCUGGAAGAGGCGGCGGCUAGGCGAGCACGCGGCUGUGAAAUCGGAGAAAGGAGAUGGGCAGGAGCAGCACAAUUCGGUCGAUUCCGGGGGGAAUUAUCCACGGAAAUGUACUUGUGUGAGGACGGAUGUUCCGGAAGCAUUAACCGGGGAGAUGGUGAGUAGGCCGCCUGAGGAUUCAAUGGUAGCAGCCUUCGUGCAGGGUAAGGGGACCUUUCAACCGGAGAAGGGGGGUGGCGAAAUGCCCAGGGCAGUACUGCAUUCCGCAGGAGAAGUUGUCUGGAGCACCUUGCAGAAAAGAAAGUUUGGCAAGAAAUAUGGUUCAUCUGCUGCUCCAGGGUUCACUACGUCUUCUUCCCAAGCAAGAAGCACAAAUCUUAUCCCCAAGAAAUGCAGGGAAUCAACGAGUCCAGAUGAUGAAAUGUGCAAUGCACGCUCUGUUUCUGUACCGGUUGGAGCUGUUAACACGUCGCCGAGGGGUCGCGGUGAGCAAGAGAACGGAACUGGUGUAGUGCAAAGGGCAAAGGUGCUGCAGGGGACUGGUGGAAUUGGCGAGCGAGGUGAUAAGCUUGAUUCUACUCCGACUAAAGUUGGGGAGUCAAACAAGAGAGAGGGAGAAUUGCAGAAGAAAUCCAUCAAUUCCAAGUCAAAUGAUGUGCUGGAAUGUCAGGAUAAAGAAGAUGCUAGAAUGGUACAGAAAAGGGGUCUCUCAAUGCAUUCACGUGAUCUUCCGAUGCCAAUAGUUGCUGGUGUUCCUUCGGUAACUAAAAAUCUUAAAAAGGGAAAACAUGUAAUGCGCAGUGCACCUGGUGAUUCUUCUAGAGCUGGUUCAAAAAAUGGUGUGCCAGCAAGGGGAGUUAGUGAACCACCAAAUGGAAAUAACCAAAUGAAGAAGAUGUCAAUGGUGGAACCAUCAUCCAAUUGUGGGUAUGAGAAAGUUGGGGCUGAUAUGCAGAAGUGCUCAUCUCUACCAAGAGAAAGCGAAGAAGGAACUGUAGCAAGGGAAGUAGUGUUAUUUGAAGUGACAAAAAUGACACCAGUUCAGCCUCUGAGCAUUCGCAAUUUGUCAGGACUAGAACUUCUAAAUUUAACCAAAGGAGGUGGUGAAUCAUCAAAGAAACUGGUGAUUGAAGGGUCUCCAAAAUAUGGAGAACAGAAUAAUGAUACUGGUUCUGGGAAAAGUUCAUCUCCAUUAAGACAGAGGGAGGGGUUGAAGAUCAUUGGUGAAAGAGCUUCAAAUGAAGAGUCAAGGGUGGGAAGAUUGUCACCGUCAGUUGAACGAAUGCAUUCAGUGAGUAAGAAUGAUGAACUAUGCAACUCGACAAUGACAAAAGCUUUGUUAGAACCUUGGUCUUCAUCUACGCCUUUGAAGCACACGAUUUUUCCACCUUACAGUAGUAAAAGCACCUCUAUCCAGGAAAAAAGGGAAAUAAAUUUGUCACCUUCAGCUACGACAAGGCGCUGGGAAUCUGCUGCACAUAUGAUUACCUCACUCAGGGGAAACAUGGAGCUCUCUAUGCAAGCUCUCUGUGCUCUUUACCGCCGAAGGAAAUUAGUACUCAGUUCAACUGAAGGACGACAAAAUGGGUCUGCUGGACUCAGCAAAAUUGAUGCCGCCAGGGCAGCUAAGUUGGCAGAAUUUCUUUUGGAUGGUAAGCUUCAGGGGCCUUUGAAAAGAACUGCGGAGGAACUAAAAGGCCAUGAUUCUACAGGGCCCACUUUCCUGGAGAAAGUAUUACUGAUUUUAUCGAAAAAGCUGUUCGAUAUUUACAAGAACAAGGAGGAUCCAUACUUCUGUUAACAGAAACUUGGCGAUAUGUGGUUAACAUUCAGAUAUCCAUAACUUGUCAUAUAGUGGGGUUACUCACCUUCCCCUGACUACAACAACCAGCAGCCUAGGUCCAACGUGAACCAUGCUUUCAGCUAAUACUGAUGAAGUUUGGAUGUGGCGAACGCCUGUUUUUACGCAUUUAAAUACAAAAUAUUGAAUUGGGAAGCACUGCUAGAGCUUUGAAGCUCCAAGGUCUUCCACUGUUUUAGGAUGUUGAUGCUGCAUGGUACCUCCUGU